Dendronephthya gigantea is the source of this 2300-nucleotide messenger RNA. RefSeq names its product RNA polymerase I-specific transcription initiation factor RRN3-like. The transcript has 22 exons. Gene Ontology annotation, molecular function: RNA polymerase I core binding; RNA polymerase I general transcription initiation factor activity. Bases 240 to 2009 code for a protein of 589 amino acids. The record is from RefSeq and is a predicted model, not a curated record. Gene Ontology annotation, cellular component: nucleus. Lineage: Eukaryota; Metazoa; Cnidaria; Anthozoa; Malacalcyonacea; Nephtheidae. Gene Ontology annotation, biological process: transcription initiation at RNA polymerase I promoter.
GCGACCGGACAAACGGACGUACGUUACACGGCUGCCAGCCCGUCCGUUUUAGCCUUUAAACACGGCUAUCAGCCGUAUGACUUAGAUGAACCGGGUGCACUCCCCCCCCCACUAAAGACAGGUCAAUGGGUCAACCAACGACCUCAACAAAAUGGCGGGUACUUUUGAGCAUCGCCACCUGUUCUUGCUCGAAAGAUAUGUUCCCUUUUGCAGAAAGCACCGAUUAAAGUGCUAGGAAGAUGUCCAAAGUCGAGGGUGGCGACGAUGCCCAGAAAGAUGAAGGACAUUUGAGGGGGGAAGUUUUGUUGAGUGGUUUCAUAAAGAAGGCUUUGCAAGCCAAAGUUCAGGGAAAAACCAAAGAUUAUGACAAUCUUGUUCAAAAAUUGACAACAUGUAGGGACGAGCCAUCUGACAUGAAGAAGUACUUGUUCGGGUUGAAAAAUUGUAUUUCCAGUUUGACCAAAGAGUAUGACACACUUGUUGGUGCUGCAUUGGCACUGCCCUGGUCAGAUAAAGAUGAUGGCACUGUAAGUGAAUUUGUGGAUUUUCUCACGAACCUGGUGUCAUCACAGACUUACUAUCUCCACGCUUGCCUAAAGAUGUUGAUCAAGAACUUCUCACCAGAUGAAAAGAAAGGACAGCCAUUGGAAGAGAUUGACUUGGAUGUGCAGCAAAAGAGAUUCCAAAGCACCCAUAAGGCUUUGCAAGCUGUUGUGGAAAUUGUUCCAACGGCUCCUGCAUAUUUGUUACCAGUGAUUGUUCAGAAUUAUCCUUACAUGAAGAAGUCAUUGGCUCACCACGAAUAUUAUGUGAAGAAUUUACUUCAACUUUUCAUAUACGCUCCAAGUUUACAUCAGGAUAUUUUGGAGGUUAUUUGCAGUCAUUUCCUGAAAAUUGAUGUGGAAAUCCCGAAAGAGGAACUCCACGAUGAAGGGCAAGGUGAAGCCACGCAGUUUGACGUAGAGUUGGAACACGACGGAGACGAGCAGGAGGAAACGACGAAGACUCAGGAUGAUGAUGAAGAAAGUCAACCAGAGAAAAUGAACAAUGAAAUGGCGGAAAAAUUAGAUGUCCUCAUGAACAUAAUGUUUAAAUAUAUCAAGAAUGCGUGUCACGUCGAAGAAAUGUACAACCUGGAUGUUGCAUCAGACGUGUUCGAAACAUUUCUUGAGGUGUUUUUAAAAGUUAUUUUCCCAACUCACAACUCCUGUCACGUGCAAUUUUUGAUAUUCUAUAUUUGUAGUUUUGAUGAGCUUUUUGUAAAUAAAUUCCUUGAAGUUUGCUGGGCAAAGUUUCAAGAUCCCAGUACGCCACUGAUACUUCGACAAACGGCUGCGGCGUACAUCGGAAGCCUGGUAGCUAGGGCUAACUAUAUCACACGGAGUGUUGUACAAACUUGUUUGGAACUGCUUGUGAGCUGGAUUCAUGGCUAUAUCGACGAGUUUGAUAGCGCAUCUGGAAGAGCUGACGCGAAUAAACACGGUCAUUUUUACUCUCUGUGUCAGGCCAUAUUUUAUAUCUUUGUGUUUUGCCAUUCAAAAUUAUUGGAAAACGAGGAAGGAAUAAAUUUUGUUCAGCGUCUGAACUUCGAGCGAAUCAUUACGUGUAAAUUAAACCCUUUGAAGGUCUGCCUUUCAACUGUUGUUAAAAUGUUCGCUGUUGUAACAAGAAUGAACGAAGUUGUAUUUUGUUACACCAUCAUUGAGAAGAACAAUCGCAGUAUGCUUCCUGUUGCUUCAUCAAGCUUUAAUUCAUCUGUUGCAAAACUUAGUUUGCUUAAUCAAUUGGAUUCAUUUUUUCCUUUUGAUCCUUAUAUGCUGAAGAAGUCUCGGAAAUUUAUUGAAGAUAUCUACCGCGAAUGGGAAGGACUGGAACCCGAUACUGGCCACUCCGAAGAUGAAGAAAACGAGGACUAUUUAGACCUUGGAAAGACACCAGAGUCGCUGCCGAUGGCAUCGCUCAAUUCAUUCAGUGAAAUGUCAAUAUCUCCUGGUUUCACUAAGGUUUGAUCUAAGCAUAACAACCUUACGCAUAGUGUAUUGUGCAUUAAUUGUGGCUGGCAAUCAUCCAGACUGACUCCAUCAUGCAGAAUUUUUGACACAAGCAAAUUUACGAAGCGUUAGACUAAUCGUAUUGUGGGCUAAUAAAACAAAAUGGCUACUGAAUAGCGACAGAACGAGAUACCAGUAAAUGAAGGCCUUUUGUGAUAAAGCUCUUUUGUGAUAAAGGUAUCCUGGUUUGUAGAAUUCUAACAAUGUGUCCUAGGAUUACUUUGUUAUGGUAUGCCACCGCGAAGUAAA